AUGCUGUUUGUACUGUUUUUCCUUUACACUAUUGUAGAUGAAAUUUCAUCGGCUUUCGCUUCUUCAUCAUCCCCAUCUACUUCAUCAUUGUCAUCGUUAUCAAAUAAUAAUCAUGAUCAUCAUAAUAAUAAUUUAAUAUUAGCUACUGGGUCAGCAUGUCCAUCAAAUCCUGGAAUUGCAUGUAGUCAUGAUUAUUUAUCAGUCGAUGCUCGUAUCUCUAAUGUUUAUGAUGAUUCUAGUAAAUUAUAUCCACCAGAUGAAUCAUAUUUAGUUGGGCAAAUUUAUGGUCCAAUCAGUAAUGUAUACGGUUUACAGUUUACAUCAAAUUUAAAUUUAUUAGAUCCAUAUAUUAUUCAUGGAAAAGGCAUAGUGUUAGAAUAUAUUGGUAAGCAUUAG
Molecule: messenger RNA, 396 nt
Organism: Schistosoma mattheei
Lineage: Eukaryota; Metazoa; Platyhelminthes; Trematoda; Strigeidida; Schistosomatidae
Source: the annotation of a GenBank genome assembly